UGUUUUUAUACUAUUAUUUUAAGAACUGCGGCGCACAAGGCGGCACAUCAUCCACGCACGCCGGCAUUCCUUCCCCGGUGGGCACCAUUUUUUAGCUGAAAUUGUGUUCCUCGGAGCUCUCUCUCUUUCUCUAUCUCGGGUUGGGAGAUCUUUCCGUGGGGAUCAAGGGGAACUUCCCUGGCUUCGGACAAUGGGAUAAUUCUAGGGUGUAUCCAACCCUAUGCUAUUGUAAAGUGAGAACCAUGUCUCGCCAAGCAACCUCUUCCCAUUUCCACAAAUCCAAGACCCUCGACAACAAAUAUAUGCUUGGAGAUGAGAUUGGGAAAGGUGCAUAUGGACGAGUUUACAAAGGUUUAGACUUGGAGAAUGGAGACUUUGUUGCCAUUAAACAAGUUUCUUUGGAGAAUAUUGCUCAGGAGGAUCUCAACAUUAUAAUGCAAGAGAUUGAUUUACUCAAGAAUUUGAAUCACAAAAACAUUGUGAAGUAUCUUGGGUCUUUAAAGACUAAAACUCACCUUCACAUAAUUCUUGAAUAUAUGGAGAAUGGCUCAUUAGCCAACAUUAUUAAGCCAAAUAAAUUUGGAGCCUUUCCAGAAUCAUUGGCAGCUGUUUACAUUGCUCAGGUCCUGGAAGGCCUGGUUUAUCUGCAUGAGCAGGGUGUUAUUCAUCGGGAUAUUAAGGGUGCAAAUAUAUUGACAACCAAAGAGGGUCUUGUCAAACUUGCUGAUUUUGGGGUUGCAACCAAGCUGACUGAGGCAGAUGUUAAUACCCAUUCUGUUGUUGGAACACCAUAUUGGAUGGCCCCUGAGGUGAUUGAAAUGUCGGGAGUUUGUGCUGCAUCUGACAUUUGGAGUGUAGGCUGCACAGUUAUUGAGCUUCUUACUUGUGUACCUCCUUACUAUGAUCUCCAGCCUAUGCCAGCUCUCUUCCGUAUUGUGCAGGAUAGUCAUCCUCCAAUACCAGAUAGCCUAUCUGCCGAGACCACUGAUUUUUUGCGCCAGUGCUUUAAGAAGGAUGCUAGACAGAGGCCUGAUGCAAAGACAUUGCUUUCGCACCCGUGGAUACAGAAAUGUAGGCGUGCUUUGCAGCCCUCUCUCCGGCAUGGUGGAGCAAUGAGAAAUAUACAGAAGGAUGUUUCUGUGCAUGCUGAGAUGCCAAAUGGAGAUGAGCAGAGCAUUGUUGGAAGCCCUGUUGUAGAGAAAGUUGAAAUGGUUGACUCCGAAUUAGGAACUGACUCCAGAAAAGAGUUAUCACUAACAGAGGUGGAUUUGACCAAAUCUGACAAGGAUCACAGUUUCAACUGUAAUAUUGUGGAGGAAAGAGCAGACAAUUCAGAAGAUGAUGCUUUGUCAGAUCAAGUUCUGACUUUAGCCAUCCAUGAAAAAUCAUCCAUGCAAACUAAUUCUGGUAGACUAUCUUCUUGUGAUAGGGAUGGCGCUUUUAUGCCCCCUUAUCCAACUGGGCUUAAUGAUGUGUCAGAUGCAGGUGACCAGGAAGAAGCGCUAGUGAAUGGCGAAAUGGGAUCUCCUGAGUGGGGUAGGAAAGUGAUUGUCAGUAGGAAACAUGAAGGAAAUGGAAGUUCUGUCCAUGUUGAGAAUAGAUUACUCAGUUUCAGAUCAGGGAACCAAGAUGCUAGUGAUCAAAAGGCUACAAAGAUGCCAAGCAUUUUGGGAGCAAACGAGUUAAGUAGAUUUAGUGAUAGUCCAGGAGAUGCUUCCCUAGAUGAUUUAUUCCAUCCACUGGAUAAACAUCCAGAGGAUGGGGCAGCUGAGGCUUCAACAUCUGCAUCUUCAUCGCAUGUGAACCAAGGAAAUGCUGUUGCAACUGAUGCUGGAAAAAAUGACCUAGCAACAAAGUUAAGGGAUGCAAUUGCUCAAAAACAAAUGGAAAAUGAAAUGGGGCAGAGAACUGGUGGUGACCUUUUACGGCUAAUGAUGGGCAUUUUGAAAGAGGACGUGAUUGAUAUUGACGGUUUGGUUUUUGAUGAAAAAUUGCCUGGAGAAAACCUUUUUCCCCUACAGGCUGUUGAGUUUAGCAGAUUAGUUGGGUCAUUGAGGCCUGAGGAAUCAGAAGAUGUGAUUGUGUCCUCCUGUCAGAAACUGACUGCUUUCUUUCACCAACGACCUGAGCAGAAAAUUGUAUUUGUUAGCCAGCAUGGUUUGCUUCCUUUGAUGGAAUUACUUGAAGUUCCUAAAAAUCGUAUUAUAUGUUCUGUGCUUCAAAUUAUUAAUCAGAUAAUAAGAGAUAACACUGAUUUCCAGGAGAAUGCUUGUCUUGUUGGCUUGAUCCCUGUUGUGAUGAGCUUUGCCGUGCCUGAUCAGCCUCCUGAGAUUCGUAUGGAAGCGGCAUAUUUCUUGCAACAGCUUUGUCAGUCCAGCUCCUUGACCCUUCAAAUGUUCAUUGCUUGCCGUGGAAUACCUGUUUUGGUGGGCUUUCUAGAAGCUGAUUAUGCGAAGUACAGGGAAAUGGUUCAUCUAGCCAUUGAUGGCAUGUGGCAGAUCUUCAAGCUUCAGCGAUCAACGCCUAGAAAUGAUUUUUGUCGCAUAGCUGCAAAGAAUGGGAUAUUAAUUAGGCUUAUCAACACACUUUAUAGCUUGAAUGAGGCAACUCGGCUAGCUUCCAUAUCUGGCGGUGGUAAACUUCCUUUAGAUUCUUCAGCUCCGAGACCACGUUCUGGUCCAUUAGAUUCUAGCCAUCCCUCUUUCAUUCCGAAUGAGACACCAGUUUCUAUAACUGAUCAGCCUGAUCUUCUUAAGGUUAGGCAUGGUGGCAUUGACCUUACCCCACCAUCUGGCACACAGGACCCCUCACGUUUUUUGGCUCCGCAUACCCAAAGAUUAGAUGCCAACAAAUUAGAAUCCAGAUACUCUCCAGUGGAUGCUGAUAGACCUCUAGUAAGCAAUGUCACAUUGGAAACUUCUGCUGUUUCUAAAUUUCCAGACUCAACAUCUUUAGAGAAAGUUGCAAAUAUAGCAGCCAAGGAAACUUCACCAACUAAUUCUAAAGAACGAGAAAACUUUGAUCGAUGGAAAGGUGAUUUUUCUCAAGCAGAUGUUGACAUUAGACAUCGACGUUUUUCUCAUUCUACUAGGAUCUCCACUGAUAAGCCUCCAAGAUUGGCAGAAGGUGCGUCAAAUGGUUUUCCUCCGCAAGAGCAAGUUCGGCCUCUUCUUAGCUUGCUGGAAACGGAGCCUCCUCGAAAUUUCUCUGGUCAGCUGGAGUAUGUUCGCCACCUUUCUGGGUUGGAGAGACAUGAAAGCGUACUGCCUUUAUUACAUGCAUCUACUGAUAAGAAAACGAAUGGUGAACUGGAUUUUCUGAUGGCAGAAUUUGCAGAUGUCUCUAGGCGUGGCAGAGAAAAUGGAAAUCUUGACUCAACUACUAGAAUUUCGCAUAAAACAGUAAACAAGAAAGUAGGUCCCGUGGCUUCUACUGAUGGACCUGCAUCAACAUCUGGUAUUACAUCUCAGACAGCAUCAGGUGUGCUGUCUGGUUCUGGCGUUCUUAGUGCUCGGCCUGGGAGUGCAACAUCAUCUGGGUUACUUUCCCAUAUGGUGUCAACACUGAAUGCUGAUGUUGCCAGGGAAUAUCUGGGAAAGGUGUCUGACCUGCUGCUUGAAUUCGCCCAAGCGGACACCACUGUAAAGUCCUAUAUGUGUAGCCAAAGCUUGCUGAGCCGUCUUUUCCAGAUGUUCAAUAAAAUAGAGCCCCCUAUUCUUUUGAAGUUACUGAAGUGUAUCAAUUGUUUGUCAACCGACCCAAAUUGCUUAGAAAAUCUUCAGCGGGCCGAUGCGAUCAAAUAUUUGAUUCCAAAUCUUGAACUAAAAGAAGGGCCCCUUAUAUCUCAAAUACAUAGCGAGGUCCUCUAUGCUCUAUUCAACCUAUGCAAGAUAAAUAAGAGAAGACAGGAACAGGCUGCUGAAAAUGGAAUCAUUCCACACUUGAUGAAUUUUAUCAUGUCAGAUUCUCCUUUGAAGCCGCAUGCACUGCCUUUGUUGUGCGAUAUGGCCCAUGCAUCACGUAACUCGAGGGAGCAACUAAGGGCCCAUGGUGGUUUGGAUGUUUACUUGAGUCUACUUGAUGAUGAGCUUUGGUCUGUGACGGCAUUAGAUUCAAUUGCUGUUUGCUUGGCUCAUGAUAAUGACGACCGGAAAGUUGAACAAGCAUUACUGAAGAAGGAUGCAGUUCAGAAAUUGGUUAAGUUCUUCCACUGCUGUCCAGAGCAACAUUUUGUUCACAUAUUGGAACCCUUCUUGAAAAUUAUCACGAAAUCAUCUCGAAUAAAUACGACACUAGCUGUUAAUGGCUUGACACCAUUGCUUAUUGCAAGGCUUGACCAUCAGGAUGCAAUUGCUCGUCUCAAUCUGUUGAAAUUAAUCAAGGCUGUUUAUGAACACCAUCCACGGCCAAAGCAACUAAUAGUGGAGAAUGAUCUACCUCAAAAACUUCAGAAUCUGAUUGAGGAGCGCAGAGAUGGGCAGCGCUCUGGAGGUCAAGUUCUGGUCAAACAGAUGGCUACUUCACUGCUUAAAGCACUACAUAUCAACACCGUUCUGUAAAUUCGCGUCUUUAAUUUUCUUCCUGCCAAAUUUUUGGUCAUUUAGGGAAUAUAGUUUGCAACCCCACUCCCCCAACACAGAACUCUUCUCCCUUUUUGUUCUUGCUUGUUUCCUUCUCUCAAUUCUGCAAUCGCGUUGGGAAAUUAGAUGUCAUUUUCUGGGAUAUCUUCUAAAUCCUAAGGCCUGCUUUUCUUCUCUUUUCCUUUUUUGUUAUGGUUUACUGAGCUGUCAAGGUUACUGUUUCUAUUCUAUCCUCAUUUUGCUGGGUUUCUCUGAACUUGCUCAGCUGUGUAUAAUGUAUACUUCUGUGCUGAAAAUGAAAUAUAAAUACAUUUAAUUUGUUU
Messenger RNA from Malania oleifera, 4903 nucleotides. RefSeq names its product MAP3K epsilon protein kinase 1-like. Gene Ontology annotation, cellular component: cytoplasm. The transcript has 25 exons. NCBI's taxonomy places the organism in Eukaryota, Viridiplantae, Streptophyta, Magnoliopsida, Santalales, Ximeniaceae. The record is from RefSeq and is a predicted model, not a curated record. Gene Ontology annotation, biological process: protein phosphorylation. Gene Ontology annotation, molecular function: protein binding; protein serine/threonine kinase activity; ATP binding. Bases 243 to 4559 code for a protein of 1438 amino acids.